Molecule: messenger RNA, 1373 nt
Organism: Ylistrum balloti
Lineage: Eukaryota; Metazoa; Mollusca; Bivalvia; Pectinida; Pectinidae
Product: exosome complex component RRP45-like
Exons: 14
Coding region: 25-1338 (437 amino acids)
Biological process (GO): exonucleolytic trimming to generate mature 3'-end of 5.8S rRNA from tricistronic rRNA transcript (SSU-rRNA, 5.8S rRNA, LSU-rRNA); U1 snRNA 3'-end processing; U5 snRNA 3'-end processing
Cellular component (GO): cytoplasmic exosome (RNase complex); nuclear exosome (RNase complex)
Source: RefSeq, a predicted model, not a curated record
AUAAAUAAACAUUCAUAAAACAAGAUGCGAGACACUCCAUUAUCGAAUUGUGAACGAGAAUUUAUCAAGCAAGCAGUAAUACAAAAGAAGAGGAUUGAUGGAAGACAGCCAUUUGACUACAGAAAGAUCAGAAUUAAGUUUGGUACUGAGAGGGGCAGCUGCUAUGUGGAACUUGGUCAGACAAGAGUGUUUGCUAAGGUGUCCUGUGAGCUUUGUGCACCUAAAGCCACCAGGCCUUCUGAUGGUGUUCUUUUCAUCAAUGUAGAGUUAUCUCCCAUGGCAUGUCCAUCCUUUGAAGGAAGGCCAUCUGAGCUAAGUGUGGAAAUAAACAGACUUCUGGAGAGGUGUCUGAAAGAAUCUCGAUGUGUUGAUAUGGAGUCCCUGUGUAUCAUAUCAGGCGAAAAGGUAUGGCAGGUGAGAACAGACAUCCAUGUGUUGAAUCAUGAUGGGAAUAUAAUCGACUGUGCUAGCAUAGCAGCAAUCACAGCACUCACUCACUUCAGGAGACCUGAUGUGACUGUUGAUGGAAGCAAUGUUAUAGUGCACCCAUUGGAGGAGAAAGAUCCAAUCCCCCUCAGUGUACAUCAUAUGCCUAUCUGUGUGUCUUUCUCAUUCUAUGAGCAAGGAAAAUUCUUGUUGGUUGACCCAACAGACAAAGAAGAAAAAGUGAUGGAUGGAAAGAUGGUAAUAGGAAUGAACAAACAUCGUGAAAUCUGCACAUUACAAGUAACAGGACAAAUGCUUCUCCUUAAAGACCAGGUCCUGCGUUGUUCCAAUAUUGCUGUGGUGAAGGUAGCAGAGACAACAGAUCUUAUUCACAAAGCUCUGGACAAUGACAGACAGGCCAGGGUCAAAGGAGAAAAGUUUGGAUACACAGAAUCUGUUGCCAUGGAUACCAUCACUACCAAUGAGAUGGAACCAGAGGAAGUGGACAUGGAUGAGGUGGAAGAGAACGUGGCAGCCUCACUUAAGACAAUUAGGGAGUCCAUGACCACAGUCUCAAGUGACUCAUCUGAUGUGGAAAUAUUGGACAAAGAGGUUGGUUCUAUAGGAGAAGGAGGUCCCAGUACAUGGGAUUUGGAGGAGAAGGAGCUUGUAGAGGAACAAGGUCACAAGGUCACAGGACAGAGGUCAAACAAUAAAUCCAAACCAGAUGUGGUGGUGCUGGAUUCUGAUAGCGAGGAGGAGGAUGUCAUCAUCAUGGAAGGUGACCAACUACAUACGAAACCAAAAGAACCAGCCUUCAACACAAAGAAAGGAUCUUCAACUGAAUCAACAAAUCUCACACAACUACAAACAAAAUCCAAGCCAAAAAAACGGAAAGGAAAACCUUCAUAGUUUAAUUUGUUGUAAUAAAUUCAUGUUGAAUAUUG